UUGCCGUACCAGGGCAGGGCACUUGUCACAAAAUGCGCUAGCCCUUGCUGGCUCAGCUUGACGAUGAAAAGAGUUGAAGAAAAACUAGCCGUAGCCAUUUUACAAUUGUUUAACAUAGUCACGCAAUUAUUCCCUCGAUGAUCCAGCGCGUAAUACGUGCAUGAACGCAUACGCAAGGACAGUAACGCAUCCCAAAUUAUGUUUACUCGCCGCGAAUGCUAAAGAGCUAGCUUCUCCACUGCAGGCAGCCUACGCUAGCUCUCUAAAACGUGAACAAAAUGGCUUCAUUGAGGACCCAAGUUGCGUGUUCGGGCGAUGUGGGAAGCGAAACGAUGAACUCCGAGGCAGAGGUCGACUGCGGGCGUGAUGCGACGGAGAUGGAGUCGGGAGGAGAUCGUGACGGUGUUCUGAAAACGUGUGUGUUGGAGGGCUUCGCCGAGCGGGACCUGAUCCAGGCUCUCAUCGCCAGCCUGCCGGACGUCCACGGGGAGCUGACGAGCAGGGAGGCCGCCACGGAGAAGUUUCAGGACACGCUCAGCCAGUACCAAGAUCAGCCUCAUCUACUGGACCCACACUUGGAGUGCAUGGUGAACACGUUACUGGAGUACGUGAGGCGUGAGGACUGCCCUCCUUCCUUGCUUCACUUGAGCUUCAAGUUCCUUUACGUCAUCUGCAAGGUGAGGGUCUACAAAAUCUUCAUGCGGCGUUUUCCUCACGAGGUCGCCGACGUUGAACCUGUGCUGGAACUGCUGUCCAAGCAGGACCCGACGGACACGGAGACGUGGUGGACACGUUACAUUCUGCUGCUGUGGCUGUCCAUGACCUGCCUGACGCCCUUCGACCUUUCUCGCCUCGACGGCAAUCUGCAGUCCGAAGAUGGUCGGGCCAGGGAGCCCAUCAUGGACCGCAUCCUCGCAGUUGCUAAGUCAUAUCUUGGCGUCAGCGAUGGUUGCCGGCUUGCUGCAGCCGUGUUGGUGUCCAAGUUCAUGACACGGCCCGAUGUGGUCAAGAAGUACCUUGCAGACUUCCUGGACUGGAGCCUCGCCACCAUAUCCCAAAACAACGACCAGUCCCUGGACUCUAUCCGGGUGCUAGAUGGCGCUCUUCAGUCCCUGGCAAUGCUGUUUCAACAUGGCAAGCGUGAGGACCUCUUACAGCACGUUUCUAGAGUUUUACGGUGCCUGGAAGAAAAUCAACUCUCGGAGAGCAGCCAGGCCACGCUGAGGAAGCUCAACGUCAAACUGAUCCAGCGACUCGGCCUCACCUACCUGAAGCCUCGUUUGGCCCCGUGGAGGUACCAGAGAGGAAGCAGGUCCAUCGCAUCAACGCUUUUGACCAGUCGAGCCGCAGAGUCGGUGAAAGGGACGACACAAGAGGAGGAGGAUUAUGACAUCCCAGAGGAGUUAGAGACCGUAAUCGAGCAUCUUCUGGUGGGACUGAAGGAUAAGGAAACGAUCGUGCGUUGGUCCGCAGCAAAGGGCGUUGGGAGAGUGACCGGGAGGCUUCCCAAGGAGCUGGCGGACGACGUGGUGGCCUCGGUGCUGGACUGCUUCCGCUUCCAGGAGACGGACACUUGGCACGGAGGCUGUCUGGCCCUCGCCGAGCUCGGCAGACGAGGCCUGCUGCUGCCCUCCAGAUUAACAGACGUGGUGCCGCUCAUCAUCAAGGCCUUGAUCUACGACGAAAAAAGGGGCGCGUGCAGCAUCGGCUCCAACGUCCGCGACGCGGCCUGCUACGUGUGCUGGUCCUUCGCCAGGGCGUACGAUCCCAAAGAGCUCAAGCCCUUUGUCAAUCAAAUCGCCAGCUCCUUGUUGGUGACAACCGUGUUCGACCGAGACGUGAGCUGCCGCAAAGCCGCCUCCGCUGCUUUCCAGGAGAACGUCGGCAGACAGGGGACAUUUCCUCACGGCAUUGACAUCGCAACCGCAGCAGACUAUCAUGCUGUGGGGAUGCGCAACCACUGCUAUCUGAACACCAGUGUUUACAUUGCUAGUUUUCCUGAGUACACUCAAGCCAUGAUUGACCACUUGGUAUCCAAGAAGGUGAACCAUUGGGAUGGCGCCAUUCGAGAGCUGACCUCCAAAGCCCUCCACAAGCUGACGCCUCAAGCACCCGAUUACAUGGCGACUUCGGUUCUGCCACAGUUGUUGAGCACGGCCGUGGCUUCCGACCUGCAGGGGCGCCACGGAGCCAUCUUGGCGUGUGCGGAGGUGACGUACGCGCUCUACAAACUGGGCUCGCGCACAGGCAGAAGCACAGCGGAUAUCAUCCCGUCCGAGUGUGUGGAGGCCCUGAAGGGAAUUCAUCAGAAGCUACAAGACAAGAAACAGUACAGGGGUUUUGGUGGGGAGCUGAUGAGACCGGCCAUGUGCAGACUUAUCGAAAAGCUCUCCCUGUCCAAAAUGCCAUUCAAGAGCGACCCAGUUAUCACGGGCUGGCAGGAGCUGAUUGACGACACCAUCAAGACGCUUCAUCUGGUCUCCAGCGGGGUGAAAGACGCCAUCUUGGCUGCCGUGUUAUGUGCCUUAUCUGCCUUGUGUGAGGAGUUCUACAAGGCCCAGCCCGACCAGGCUGACUCGGACAAGCAGAGUGCGCUCGUGCGUCAGUACAUGGCCGAGCUUCAGAGUCCGCAGAUGCUGACCCGUUGCGGCUCUGCCCUCGCCCUCGGCUCCCUGCCGGGCUUUAUGAUCCGCGGCAAACUGAAGCAGAUCCUCGACGGCCUGGGCCGGAUGCACGCCGCCUGCCUGCGCGAGAGGCGUUUCCCGGAGGCCAGGAGGGACGCCGUCCGAGCGCUGGCUCAAGUAUGCAUGAAGGCGGGCGUGCGUGGCGGCGGCCCCCCGGAGUCGUUCCUGUGCUCGGAGAACAUCGCGGACGUGUACGACGUCCUCCUGGACAGCAUGGACGACUACACCACGGACAGCAGGGGCGACGUGGGCGCCUGGGUGAGGGAGGCGGCAAUGACGGGCCUAAAGGACGUCACCAUCCUGGUGUCCAGAACGGCUCCAGAGGUCCUUCUUCCAAACCAGGUGAAGCACAUGAUGUGUGGGUUGGCGCGGCAGUCGGCGGAGAAGAUCGAUCAUUACAGAGCGCACGCCGGCACCGUCUUCGUGCAGCUGCUCCACUGCGGUGACGCCGUAGUUCCGCACAUCCCCCACAGGGAGGAGCUGCUGAGCAUCUUUCCGCCGGAAGUCGAAACCAGUCUGAACUGGAAAGCUCCAUCCCAAGCGUUCCCGUAUAUCACCCGCCUGCUGGGACUGCCCGAGUACCAGUACCAAACUUUGCUGGGCCUCACCGUGUCCGUGGGCGGGAUCACCCAAUCCACAGUGACGGCCUCCUCCCAUGCUCUGUUUGACUACCUGCGUGGGAUCCAACGAGACGGCGCCGCUCUGCAGCACUUCGCCAUGGACGCGUUGAUCCGAAUCCUGAGAGAAAAUUUGCACAACACGCGGAUCGCCCUCCCUUUCCUGAAGAUGCUGAACCAAUUAUUGUCCAAUGGCUGUUUUGACAUCUUCACCACAGAAGAGAAUCACCCGUUCUGCGUGGACCUGCUGGCGCUCUGCGAAGUAGUCAAGCGAUCCAAGGACGUGUACAAGCUGCGGGCCUGCGUCGCCGUCUACUGCGGCCUCAUCCAGUUCCCGGGUGAAGUCCGCAAGGAGAUCCUCCACCAGCUUCUGGUGCUCAUCUGCCAUUCUUUCCUCGUGGUAAGAACGACGACAGCUAGCCUGAUGUACGAAAUGUUGCUGACCUACGACGACGUCGUCGAUCCCGACGUUUUGGACGACGUCAUGACCCUGCUAAGCGAUACCAACUGGGAAAGUGAACCCGCCAUUUUGCGCCCCACUCGAAAUCAGCUGCGUGAGUUGUUGGGGGUCCCCACGCAGCGACGGCUUGCUCAGGCUCAGAAGAAUUUCUAAUCCUUGGGAUAUUUUGACCAAAGCGUGUCAAAGACGUGUUAUUACCGCUGUACACCUGAGCGAGCCGAAGGUUUACCGUAAAGGAGGCGGCAAAUCCCAUUGACCUCAAAGCGGUCGACGCGUUAAUUAGACGGCAGCGACGAUUUAUUGCAUGGAGGUUUGCAUUCCUCAAAUUCUGCCGUGGGCCCGGUUGGUUCGUCACCUACAUCGUCAUCAUAAUUCCACCGGAAUGCAUCAGAUGUGGCAGCCCAAUUCGUCCACCGGGGACUGGACUUCACCUUUGUGGCGGGGCCACGUCAGUCCGAGGACGGGUUUGAAGAGAUUUACGGCGCCGGGUGACCGCGCUCUUCGUUUUGGACUCUCGAGACGGACGAACAAAGGCAACUUUUGCUCCGCACGUGCGGAGCGGAACGAGGUUUGCGGUCUCUGAUCUGUUAUUUCUCCACGAAGACGUACUUUCCCAGUCAGCAGAAGAUUAUGAUCUAACCCAUCCAAGGACGCAUGGAAAAAAUGUAAAUAUAUAUGUUGGGGUUUUUUUUUUUUUUUUUUUUUUUUUAAUCAAACAUCAUCCUCAGUAAAUCACAUUAAACUCCCACCCAGGCCCCCCCCCGCGGUCCACAAACUCCCAACGGUGGCUUUUGUGCGCAUUGCGAAGGUUUUGCUCGUCUUUCUGCGACGGAGCCGAGGUGCGCGAAUCACGUAGUGGGAUUUUCGUAACGACCUGAAAAAUAUAUGCAGGGUCCAUUUCAAAGCCCUGCGGUCGUAUCCGUGAUGCGUGAAGGGGAGGGCGGGGGGGGGGGGGGCGCACUCAGUGAUGCUGACGCUAAAACGAAGCAGAUGUGGCGUGUGCGGGGAAAUCGACUUUCAAUCUGGCUUCGGUGGACUCGGCUUUGAAAGCAAUUUUUUUGGAUGGUUUUUCCCCUUUCCAAAACACUUGAACUAUUCAGACUUGUCAGAACAUAUUUAAAAAUACUUUUUAGUAUUCUCUCUCCUAAAACAGUCAAGAAACUGUUGUUUGGCAUCACUUUGAGAACACAAAAGACGCCUCAAAUUAGGGGCAACGCGUGCCUGCUUCAAGCUGUUUAUUUGGACUGGCAUCUAAAACAAAAAAAGAAUUCAACUUGCAUAUUUGAACAGUGCGGCGCAGCGGAUCAGCUGGUAAAGCGUUGAGCUCACACUUCUGAGGUCCCGGGUUCAAUCCCGGACCCGCUUGUGUGGAGUUAGCAUGUUCUCCCCGUGCCUGCGUGGGUUUUCUCCGGGCACUGCGAUUUCCUCCCACAUCCCCAAAACAUGCAACAUGAAUUGGACACUCUAAAUUGCCCAUAGGUGUGAUUGUGACUGUUUGUCUCCAUGUGGCCUGCGAUUGGCUGGCGACCAGUUCAGGGCGAACUCCGCCUCCUGCCCGUUGACAGCUGGGAUAGUCUCCAGCACUCCCCGCGACCCUUGUGAGGAUAAGUGGCUCAGAAAAUGGAUGGAUGGAUAUUUGAACACCAAAAUGUCCGACCAAAGCUGCGUUUCAUCAUCGAAUCUACCCGUGGAUUGUCUUAUUUGUAGCACUACCCCCUGGUGGCCAAGGCACAAUGUCCAUUCAAUUCAAAAAUGACGAUGCACAGAUUGUUUAAUUCUUUAUGCAUAUCUAAUUGUUGUUGCUUGAUAUUUUUUUCUAAACUAAAAUACUGCACAGUGUUCGUUUUCCUUUUUUGGGCGUGCCUGGAACCGAUUAAUUGCGUUCCCAUUCAUCUCUUUAAUCGAAGAUGAUUUAAGACAAAGCAAGGUAAUCGGUGUAUGUUGCGAUUUUCAGCUGCUUCCUACCGAGUAGAGGAGAAUAAAAUCAAUGAAUAUUCAAUUUGA
Syngnathoides biaculeatus (alligator pipefish) is the source of this 5765-nucleotide messenger RNA. It is a transcript of the gene tbcd, whose product is annotated as tubulin folding cofactor D. Bases 279 to 3914 code for a protein of 1211 amino acids. Lineage: Eukaryota; Metazoa; Chordata; Actinopteri; Syngnathiformes; Syngnathidae. Gene Ontology annotation, cellular component: lateral plasma membrane. The transcript has 39 exons. Gene Ontology annotation, molecular function: GTPase activator activity; beta-tubulin binding. Gene Ontology annotation, biological process: adherens junction assembly; microtubule cytoskeleton organization; bicellular tight junction assembly. The record is from RefSeq and is a predicted model, not a curated record.